GUGAGACAGCAGGUAAAAAGGAAGUGAUGCAGGCUCCGCCUCCUCCAGUGCACGCCAUCAACAGGUGAGACAGCAGGUAAACAGGAAGUGAUGCAAGCUCCGCCUCCUCUAGUGCACGCCAUCAACAGGUGAGACAGCAGGUAGACAGAAAGUAAUGCAGGCUCCGCCCCCUCCAAUGCACGCCAUCAACAGGGGGAUCUUCACUGAAGGCGUGUGCUGCGUCAUCGCCGGCCUGCUGGGGACAGGAAACGGCUCCACCUCCUCCAGCCCAAAUAUAGGCGUGCUGGGAAUCACCAAGGUGGGCAGCCGGCGGGUGGUGCAGUACGGAGCCUUCAUCAUGCUGCUGCUGGGCUCCGUGGGGAAGUUCACCGCUCUGUUCGCUUCGCUGCCGGACCCCAUCCUGGGGGGCAUGUUCUGCACCCUGUUCGGUGAGGGUCACCUGUCCAGGUGUUAGUGAGGGGCACCUGUCCAUGUGUUAGUGAGGUCAUCAUGACCCAGGUG
Molecule: messenger RNA, 501 nt
Organism: Notothenia coriiceps (black rockcod)
Lineage: Eukaryota; Metazoa; Chordata; Actinopteri; Perciformes; Nototheniidae
Product: solute carrier family 23 member 1-like
Exons: 3
Coding region: 155-454 (99 amino acids)
Biological process (GO): transmembrane transport
Cellular component (GO): membrane
Molecular function (GO): transmembrane transporter activity
Source: RefSeq, a predicted model, not a curated record